Molecule: messenger RNA, 648 nt
Organism: Pseudozyma flocculosa PF-1
Lineage: Eukaryota; Fungi; Basidiomycota; Ustilaginomycetes; Ustilaginales; Ustilaginaceae
Exons: 1
Coding region: 1-648 (215 amino acids)
Source: RefSeq, a predicted model, not a curated record
AUGCACCUCUCGCGUUGCAACGACCUUAUCCGCACCCAGGACCGCUUCAUCAACUGGGGUCUGACUGCGGAAGAGAUCGAGGCGCAGAUCAACGUGCACCGCGACGCGAUGGUCGAGCUCGGACAUGCCCAACCCGCCCACGAUCAUCUUCAGGCGAAUUACUACCGGCUGAGCAGCUGGAUUCAUGGCUGGACAGAUGCCAGUCUCCUCGACCUCGAGGCGGUCCUGAAGCAGCUGGAACGCGGUAUCACGACGUUGGGAGCUCAGCUCGAGGCCCGCCGAGUGCUGCUCCGCGAAGCGUUCGGGGAGACCGUGUCCUACGUCCGGGAGCACCAUCCAGACACGCCUGCCGAUCACGUCUACAUGCUCCAGGAAAUCGAUCAGCGCUAUGUCGCAAAGGCACAGCAUUACGCCCGCAACGGCCCCUACCUCCUCGAACUGGAUCUGAGGCCGUACGUCAUCGACCCGCCUCCCGUGCUGGCCCAGCUCAAAGCCGCUUACCCAUCGCUCAAUGAUGCGGAGCUUGCCAACGUCGAUCCGUGGAGGUUCUGGGACAGCGACACGUUGACAGCACCCGGACGCAACCCGCCUGCAUCGGAGAGUAGCCACGGCCCUCGCCUGCCGCGCCGUCGUGGACCCCGCCAGUAA